This is a messenger RNA of Alternaria atra, 1614 nucleotides long. RefSeq lists its product as uncharacterized. The transcript has a single exon. Bases 1 to 1614 code for a protein of 537 amino acids. NCBI's taxonomy places the organism in Eukaryota, Fungi, Ascomycota, Dothideomycetes, Pleosporales, Pleosporaceae. The record is from RefSeq and is a predicted model, not a curated record.
AUGGCCUCACUUAGAACUGCCGCAAUCUCACUUGCAGCCACUGCUGUAUACGCCUACCCAACAACGGAACACUCUGGAGCAUCGACGAUAAGCAUACCAAAGACUGCAGAAGGUGCCUCGAUCCCACAUAGCAACUCCUUCGCGUCAUUCUCAUUCGAACCCGCCUUCUGGGUUGACUUCUUCGGAAAUGCUAGCAAUCCGAACAACCUCACGUUCAGCGUUCUGGAAAGGAUCCAUGAGCAUGGCGGAAGCCCCGUCAUACGGCCUGGGGGUAUCACCAUGGACAGUAUGGUCUUCGACAAAGAAGGCGGCGAUGUAGUGCGUACCACCAGUCCAGAAGGCGGCGUAUGGCGGACUACUGUCGGACCAGAUUACUACAAGAGUUGGAGCAACUUUCCCAAUGGCACCAGGUUCAUAUCAACUCUCAAUUUCGGCAACGAGAGCUUGGAGAUUUCUACGGGCCUUGCAGUCGCGUCGCUCACAUACCAGCCUGACAAGGUCGCGUAUUUGGAGCUGGGAAACGAACCAACCAACUACGAAGAAAGCAGGUGGAACGAUUCGACAGCGGCCUAUGUGCAGGAAUGGAAACAGUACACAGCUAGUAUUGAUGCCGCGUUGGAUGCGUUGAACAAUUCGGAUCUACCCCAAGAGCGCUGGUGGGCGUCUUCCGCAACAACGGAUGACUCAGGCCUGGAGGUUCGACCUGCUGCGCUGAUCCCAGCAGGCAUCGACUCAGAGGACCAGGUCGGCGUCUAUUCAAUACAUUCAUAUGCCUUCUCGACCUGCGAUCCCGAACGCGCGGCCUUGGCUACCAUCGAAAACAUUCUCAAUCACACUGAGCUCACACGCUACUGCGAUGAAGAAAUCUACCCAUCUGCCCGCGCUGCUCUAGAUGCAGGAAAAAGCUGGAACAUUGGUGAAUUCAACUCCGUUUCUUGUUCCGGCGCACCGAAUGUUACCGAUACAUUUGCACAAGCACUCUGGGUCGUAGAUAGUGAACUCAUCUACGCGACACGAAAUGCCAGCUCCACGCAUCUACACCAGGGGGCUACACUUGCCCUCCAAUCGAACCAACAGCUCAACAAGCCUGGUGCAAAUGGCAGUCCCGGCUUUAGCACUUAUUCGAUGUUGUACCCCCGCGAUAGCGACUUGAGAGGUCCAUCACGUACUUUGCCUUCUUUUAUUGCGCAACUUUUCAUGGCUGAGGCUUUUGCUGUGCCUGAGACUCGGGUACGCGCUCUCGACCCACCCGCUGGCGUCGAUUCGGAGUCCUUCUCUGCGUAUGGCUUUUACGUAGAAGACCGCCUGUCCAAGCUUGCUCUUGUCAAUAUGAAGCCCUUUUAUGCCAACUCAACUGAGGACUUUUCGGUACAUGUCGAUCUAUCGGAAGCCGUAAGCCCCAACAGCGGAUGUCUAGGUCUGAAGAGGUUGACGGCGCCUUUUGUAAACACUGGUAACAGUUCGUUGGUAUCGUGGGCUGGACAGUCUUUCCCUCAGGGUGAGGCGAUAGGCAAUGUGGUAGUUGAAAUGGUCGGGGAAGACAACGCGGUCGACGUGAGAGGUAGCGAGGCAGUGCUCGUGUUUUUCGACAAAGGCGACAUAUAUGGCCUAUAG